GCGGGGAGUCACGUGGCAUUGGUUGCAAUGAGGCACCCUCAAUGUGAUCGAAGCGUGUAGCCAGAGUAGGAUUGUAUGUUGCAACGAAUGGAACGCGCACCUCUUCGUUUACGUUGUAACCGGGGAAGCUCUGGUGUCGGCAGCUGUUGGCCUUUACUUUCCGUGCUGUGUUGAAGUAAAACUCAUACAAAGCUGAGAAACAGGAGAGCCGAGCGGGAAAUCGCAUCUCUAAUGUCAAUACCAAUUCUUUUACUGCUUCCCAACUGAGGUGCCAUGUUGAAAGAGGGCUUCUGAAGUUUUAUUCCCCAGCACUGCAGUAAUUCAUACUUUGGAAUUGUAUUUAUCAUCUCUCUGUCAUCGUGUGGGAUUUAUACUCAAUUUUCUGGACUUCACACUUUGUACUCAUUAUUAAUGCUGUUGAAUUUAAGACAAAAAGAUUUUUUUUAAAGUCCUGCUGUGUUUUUUGCUUGAAAAAAAUAUGUUUAUAGUGACAGCAGCAGAAUAUUGUUAGCUGCCUAGUAUACAGAAAGAAUUCAAAUCUCAGGUUUUCAGGAUUUUAGAUUCGCUUUGUUUUUUUUUUUUGUUUUUUUGUCAUUUGUUUUUUGUAGUGUUUUGUCUGAUUAAUGAAGGCACCAAAUGGCAAAAUUGUAGGUUUGGCAAGACAAGCCUGGGCUUCUAGUGGACUGUUGUUUGAAAGGCCCUGAUUAUAUAUUCAGCUAAGAGAAACUAAAUGGACACAUUGGUAUGACCCACAACCAUUCCACAUUAAUUUAAAAAGAAGACUCUUUAAUGAGUUGAACAUCAUACUUGGGAAUUUUUUUUCUGCUCUUGCAUUGACUCACUAUUUAAUCCCAUGUGAACAGUCUGUUUCACACUUUUUUUUUUUUUUUUUUUUAAUAUCCCCCGUGUUGCAGAAACAAUCUGACAGGAUGAGCACUUAAAAUAAAAAGUUUGAAAAUUGAAGCUGGCAUGUAGUAAUAGGGCAUUAACCCUACCAGCCUUUUGGAGGGGCUCUUUAUAAGCCCUCUUGCCAAGGAAUAAGUAACAUAUCUGGAAACUAUUGCCUUUCAAUCACAAAACUGGAAGGAGUUGCCUGCAGUUCUCAAGGUGAGGGCAGACCAACCCUUGGCCAUGAGGUUUAAUGCCUCAAUUCACUGAUAGAAGACUCAGGACCUAAAUGGCGCAGCAUGACUUUGUUCCUGCGUGGCUUAACUUCUCCACACCACAGUCCACCAAGAGCUCUACAGGCGUUGUUGAGAAACAUGGUGAACACCAUCCCAGGGGUGAGGGACGUUUAGGAGUGAGUCGCAGGAGACAUAACUCUUCUGAUGGAUUCUUCAACAAUGGACCCCUCAGAACCACAGGAGAUUCCUGGCACCAGCCUUCUCUCCUGCGCCAUGACUCUGUGGAUUCUGGUGUUUCUAAAGGCACUAACCUUGGAGCACAGCCUGGUUGGUAUGGAGUAUCACGUGGGCAAGAUGGCAACAUGCCGAGAGGAGGAGGAAAUGGAACAAAUGGGGCAGGAAAUGCAGGCCAUCGGCAUCGUAAUGGCAAUGCCCUAUCUCGUAAAAACCCAUCCUUGCAGGAAAAGCAGCCGCCCGAGGCCAGAGAGGAAAAGAACGCGGAAAGAAAGAAGCUGCAGUUUGAAGAAGAAGAUUUUCCAUCUUUAAAUCCUGAAACUGGCAAGCAAGUUAUCCAGAUCAAACAGACGGGGGCCCUUACAGGAGUUUGGGAAAAUCCUCCCAGUGCCAAGCAGCCUCUCAAGAUGCUGGUCAUCAAAAAAAUCUCAAAGGAGGAUCCAUCAGCCUUUUCUGCUGCAUUUGCAACUCCAGUACCCCAUAUUUCUAAUGGCUCAAACAAAACCAACCCAUCUGGACCAAUUGUGUACAAAAAUCUGGUCCCUAAACCAGCAGCUUCUUCAAUAAAGUCUGGUCCCUGGAAGUCCAAUGGCCGUGAAUCCAAAUCUGGCUUGUUUUUUUCCAACCGAGAUUCUGCCUUCACCAGCCCAGUUUUGGCCACCAAACCAGUAGUGCAGGCUCCAGCACCUCUAUUUUCUACCCCAAAAGAGGGCACCGCCAGUGUAACACCUCCUUUAGAGCUUGGCAUUUCACGACUUACUAGGAUGACUCGGCGCACCCCUGACAGAAAGAGUGAGUUUCUCAAAGCACUGAAGGAUGAACAAGACGUGGAUCCAACUGAGGACAGAGAUGGCGAUAAACUAGAAGAUGUGCAAAUGCAGAGCCCUUCAGAACUGAAUGACAUGGAAGGAGAGCAGAUUGAAGAAGGUUGCCAUCACAACGGCAUCUCUGGUUCUCAGGAAGAAAGCCACGAGAGACUGUCAUACUCACUGGAAGCUGAGCACAGAUUAUUGAAAGAGAUGGGAUGGGAGGAGAAUGAUGAAGACUGUUUGCCACUAACUGAGGAAGAGUUACAGGAAUUUCAGAUUAAAUCUCAGCAGCUAAAAAGAAACAGCAUGGGCCUAAAUGGCUUUUUGAGACAACCGAGAAGAUGUGCCCUGCUCUUGUCCUGGCGUGGCCCUCUAACUCCCGACCCCAGCGAAUGCUCCGACAGCGAAACAAGCAGUACAGACACUUCAGACGACGAAUCCUGAUCCUCUAAUGAAAGAAGCAUCUAAACAUCCCCUACACUCCUAUCCUAAACUACUCUGUUCACAGCAUAAAUGUUGCCUGCAAGAUGGAAAGAAACACAAAUGUGGUUUAGUUUUUUAAAGCCCUUUGCUGCAAGAGUGUCCUGCCUUGCUUCCAGAGUAGCUGUCGCAUAUUUUGUGAAGAACAAGAGCAAUUUCGAUGCUUUUUUUUUUUUGUUUAAGUCCUCUCUCCUCUUUUGUUGUCCGCUUUCUAGAGACAAAAACUGGUUUUGUACAAGUUGCAGAGGCAAAGGAGAGGUUUUUGUUUUCCUUUUUACUGCACCUGUUCACCAUAUACAUCUCUGAAAUGUGCAGAAAAGCUUCUAACCCAGCGGUUCAAAUGAGAAAAGCAAAGGUUUAACCCACUAAAUCACUCUCUGGGAAACAAUAACUCUUAAACUCUAAUUGGGAUUGAUUCAUUCUUAUAACUUUGCUAUCUAGAUAUUAUGCAGCUGCAGUUGUCGGCCACUUUCGCCUCUUUAUCCAAGAACCUGGCUUGUUCUGUGUUAUUUUUUUAAAAGGGGAAUAAUUUGCAAUUGUAAAAUAUUCAGAGAGGAUUUUUUUUUUCUUCGUGUGUGUACCUUUCACAGCCUUGACAUUCAGGGUGGAUUGUAAAAUAAAACAAGAUUUGGGUAAAAAUUACCAUUCUUGGGGAAGAUUUCAGAAGAUUAUUUUGAUAACAUUAUUUACAGAUUAAAGAAAACUGGUUAUCUGUAUGUGAGGGCAAUGUCACCACAGCAGCUAAUAACUUGGAAUAAAUAUUUUGCAUCAGUUUGCCAA
Messenger RNA from Xenopus laevis (African clawed frog), 3427 nucleotides. It is a transcript of the gene gpbp1l1.L, whose product is annotated as GC-rich promoter binding protein 1-like 1 L homeolog. The record is from RefSeq and is a predicted model, not a curated record. Gene Ontology annotation, cellular component: nucleus. Bases 1178 to 2611 code for a protein of 477 amino acids. Gene Ontology annotation, biological process: positive regulation of DNA-templated transcription; DNA-templated transcription; regulation of DNA-templated transcription. The transcript has 12 exons. Gene Ontology annotation, molecular function: DNA binding; RNA binding. Lineage: Eukaryota; Metazoa; Chordata; Amphibia; Anura; Pipidae.